GCGUAUUCAAAUAGUUAUAGCGAGUUUAGUAACUAAUGCGAGUGCCUGUGGGACUCACAACACUAAUUAUGGACAUUUUAAGAAGGAAUAUUUACGGCAUUGACCGACAGAGGGCAGAUAAGAUAGAAUUCGUCAGGUCUAAAGAGAUACCGCAAAACUAGUGAAGAAGACAUGGAACUAGUCUCAUUUCACACUACUCGUCUAUAACACCUACUAAUAACAACUUAAUACCAUGAUGUUUGGUGUUGGUUAAACGGUUAAUGACCGCUUGUGUAGAAAGGAAGCGGCAGACGACACCCAGACAGGUAAUUGAUUGAGUCGGAACCUGAGUAGACUGUGAUGGGGACCGCUAGCAUGUGUUAGCCACGGCAGGCUAGUAUUAAGAGAGGACACUGGAGCCAUGGCAGCUGCACAUUCUGUGCUAACGUUUGCAGUGUGCGUCCUCGUGAUAACAGAGCUGAUACUUGCCAAGAAGGACUACUAUGACAUACUGGGAGUGCCUAAAGGGGCCACAGAGCGCCAGAUAAAGAAGGCUUUCCACAAGCUUGCAAAGAAAUAUCACCCAGAUAAGAACAAGAGCCCUGAUGCUGAAGUGAGAUUUAGGGAAAUUGCUGGAGCUUAUGAAACUUUAUCAGAUGAGGCAAGAAGAAGCGAGUAUGAUCAGUUCAGGGACACUGACGCGUACUUCGAUGGGGAGACGCAAGGCAAACACAGACAAGGUGCCCACCAACCUUUCACCUUCAGUUUUGAUGACAUAUUUAAGGACUUUGACAUCUACAGCCAGAACAGACACGCCCGUCACCGAAGACACUUUGAUGAACACUCCAGGUCCCACAGCAGACAUAAAAGACACUUUCAAGGUGGUUUUGGAGCCGGGGUUAUCAAUGAUAUGUUUGAUGAUAUUGAGAGAAUGUUUACUUUUGACAGACACACCAAACAGACUGAAAACCGGUUUCAUGGUACGUCGAAACAGCACUGUAGAACAGUAACGCAACGCAGAGGUAAUAUGGUAACUACUUACACAGACUGCACUGCAUCAUAGGGUGCAAUGUAAAUGGCUUAAAAAAAUGCCUUAAAAGCAUACAACAUAUUUGUAUUUUUCAAGUUGAAGAAAGCCAGUUGGUUCAAAAUACUGUGAAGCGUGAACAUUUGUGUUAAGCACUGACAUUCAGGAAUGACAGGCACUGAAUAAACAGGCAAUUUAGCUUAGUUUUAAAAUGAAAUAAGCUAUCUUUUUCCAACAUAUUUCCAGCAUAUUUUCACUUGUGAGUGAUUGUUGUAGUUUUUUGCUUAGUGGUGAAGUAAGCAGUUUUGUCAGUAUUUUUUCCAAGCACCUUCUUUUGAUAAUGAAGUUUAAAAACAUUAUCUUGUUACAAUUGUGGAAAAAUAAAUAACAUAAAAUUUAAGAAAAAAAUAUAUGUUGCUCAAUAUUGCACAGAAAUGUAUGUGUUACGAGUUCGCCUACCACUAUUUUGUACAGGUUCUUUGUAAAGGGUUUGUUAUUUUAACUCCACAAUCACAUAUACUGGCAGAAACAGUGGCAGCCAGCAGUGUUUUGCUUGCAGCUGUCAAAUGAGCAGAAACAAAAAACCUGUAAACCUCCACAUGUUGGUUUGUCUAACUUGUGUUUUGGAGUUUUUACUUGAAAUAAUAAAAUAUUCUUGUACUCUACAAUGCUGGACCUUUUAUGAACACUAUGAUCAUGAAAUUACAGCCAGUUCAACAUGAAAGAAAUUGGUUGAUAGCUGGAAAGCCAAAAAUACAAGUAAGAGGAUUGUUUGGGACUUGGAUUUAAGUGGAAAUUGCUUCAUCUAUGUUAAUGUUUCAAGCCUCAAGAUAAUUUGUCAGAUACAAAUGAUGUUGAUUCAAAUAAAAUAUGUUUCACAAAGGU
Messenger RNA from Haplochromis burtoni (Burton's mouthbrooder), 1891 nucleotides. RefSeq names its product DnaJ heat shock protein family (Hsp40) member B9a (gene dnajb9a). Gene Ontology annotation, molecular function: protein-folding chaperone binding; misfolded protein binding. The transcript is spliced from 3 exons. The record is from RefSeq and is a predicted model, not a curated record. Gene Ontology annotation, cellular component: endoplasmic reticulum. The coding region runs from base 401 to 1042 and encodes 213 amino acids. NCBI's taxonomy places the organism in Eukaryota, Metazoa, Chordata, Actinopteri, Cichliformes, Cichlidae.